Messenger RNA from Enhydra lutris kenyoni (northern sea otter), 936 nucleotides. Its product is annotated as olfactory receptor 52H1-like. Gene Ontology annotation, cellular component: membrane. Gene Ontology annotation, molecular function: G protein-coupled receptor activity; olfactory receptor activity. Lineage: Eukaryota; Metazoa; Chordata; Mammalia; Carnivora; Mustelidae. The record is from RefSeq and is a predicted model, not a curated record. Gene Ontology annotation, biological process: G protein-coupled receptor signaling pathway.
AUGUACAACCUGAGUAACUACCACACAGAAGACUUCACCCUUUCGGGCAUCCCUGGCCUUGAGCAGUACCAUGCCUGGAUCAACAUCCCCUUCUGUUUUAUCUAUCUCGUGGCCAUUUUGGGCAACAAUAUCCUUCUCUACCUCAUUGCUGUGGAGCGGAGUCUUCAUGCACCCAUGUUCUUUUUCCUUUCCAUGCUAGCCAUGACAGACCUGAUAUUGUCUACCACAUGUGUCCCCCAAACCCUUACCAUCUUCUGGCUUGGUCCCCAGAAAAUCGGUUUUCCUAGUUGUCUCACCCAGUUAUUCUUUCUGCACUACAGCUUUGUCUUGGACUCAGCUAUACUCCUGGCCAUGGCAUUUGAUUGCUACAUGGCCAUCUGCUUCCCCCUGAGAUACACCACUAUUCUGACCCCCAAGUUGAUUAUCAAAAUUGUUGUGGGAAUUUCCUUCAGAAAUUUCUGUGUUUUUGUUCCAUGUGUUUUCCUUGUAAAUCGUUUACUGUUCUGUAGCACCAUCAUCCCAUACACAUACUGUGAGCACAUAGAUGUUGCUCGGCUCGCCUGUGCGGACAUCUCCAUCAACAUCUGGUAUGGCUUUGGUGUUCCCAUCAUGACGGUCAUCUCAGAUGUGAUUCUCAUUGCUGUCUCCUACACCCUCAUCCCCUGUGCAGUCUUCCGUCUCCCCUCCCGGGACGCCCGCCAGAAGGCCCUUGGCACCUCUGGUUCCCAUGUCUGUGUCAUCCUCAUGUUCUAUAUACCAGCAUUCUUCUCCAUCCUUGCCCAUCGCUUUGGGCAUAAUGUCCCUUGUACCUUUCACAUCCUCUUUGCCAACCUCUGUGUAGUCAUCCCACCUGCAUUCAAUCCUAUUGUCUAUGGAGUAAAGACCAAGCAAAUCUGGGACAAAGUCAUUCUUUUGCUCUUUCCCCAGGGUUGCUAG